AUGAUAGCUGUGAGUACCUCGUCUCAUUUUCCUCCUCCACUUCGUUCCCUCUCUUUUCUCCCUCCUGUCGUUCCCUCCCUCCCCACCCCUCCCCCCACACCCCCUCCUUCCCCCACCCUCUCCCCCACCCCUCCCUCCUCUCUUUUCCCCUCUGACCCUCCUCCCCGCCCUCCUCGUCCACAACAGAAAGCGUGCGCCAAGCGCGGCCGGGUGGUGCGCACGGAUCCCGACGCGACGGACGACUCGUCGGAGGACGAGAGCUGCAGCCCCGCCUCCAAGCGGUGGGUGAAGCCCGCCGCGCCGCAGGUGUUUAUCACGCACGGCGUCGAUUCUGAGAGCGACAACGAGACGAACGUCACGACACCGGGGAGCGCCACUACCACCGUCGCCCCGUGCGGCCUCGCUACUACUCCGUUCGUCCCUCCGCCUUUCACGCCGAACUACCCGCCGAAUCAGCCGCUGCAGUACAUGCACCAAUUCGUCCCCGCUUCUGGCGCGUACGCUUAUAAUCCCUAUUUUCAAUAUGCCGCGCCGCCGGCCAAACUGGCGGGUAGCUGUCAGAAGCGAAGGUCGCCUCCGUCGCCGCCGUCUCAAGCUGCUUCUACCGCCGCAGCCGCCGCCGCAACUGCCGCCGCCGCAGGUGCCUCAAGCCCUGCCGGUGCCGCCGCUGCUGGCGCGGCUGCGGCGUAUCGCGGGAUGACGUCAUUCUCUCCCAACGGGAUUGCCGUCGGCAUGGCGGGGGGCUUUCCUCCCGCGCACCAUCUCGCGCGCGCGAGUUACGGCGCCUAUUACGGACACAUGGCCGGCAUGCAGACUCCUGCGAGUCGCCUCUUCCCAGGCUCCUCUACGGCUUCCCCUGUCACUAGCCCUCCCCCCGCCGCAUCCGCCGCCGCAUCUGCCGCCACCGCCGCCGCAGCGGGUGCGAUGGGCCCCUAUACGUUCGAUUACCCGCCCAUGCAGUGGGUGGGGAACCCGCAUAUGGGGUACCUCGCGGCGCUGCCAUCCCCGCAUCCCACGGCGCAGAUGACGCCGCAGAUGCCGCCGGGCGCGGCGGAGUUCCUGUACAUGCAGUACGCCGCGGCGCAAGGGCAGUGCGGCGCGCAGCAGUUCGCGGCGGCGGCGGCGGCGGCGGCGGCGGCCGGCCUGCCGGCAAUCAGCCCGGCCGUCAGUUCUGACGGCAGCGCUGCCGGCGCGGCGGCUAUGCACGCGAGGCUGCGCGUCGGGAAGGGGAAGAAAGCAGACGCGAAGGAGAAGCAGCAGCGGUACCGGGGGGUGCGCCAGCGGCCGUGGGGGAAAUGGGCGGCGGAGAUCCGCGAUCCCGCGCGCGGGGUGCGCCUGUGGCUGGGGACCUACGACACCGCGGAAGACGCCGCCCGCGCGUACGACGCAGCCGCGCGCGCUAUCCGUGGGGCGGAGGCGCAGACGAACUUUGCGGGGGAAGACUCCGCGGAGGGCGGAACGGGGGACGUUCUCGGUGCAGGGGCUUCCGCGGCUGGCGCAGGCGCAGGCGUGGGCGGAGCUGGCGGAAGGGCGGCGGUUUCUGGUGCAGGCAGUGCUGGUGGCGUUAUACCCGCUGUAGUGCGCACCAAGAAGAACAGCAAGGCGCACAAGUACAUGCAGGGCUAUUGCAGCGAUACCGAGAGCAUCCUCAGCGAAGUGGCCUCAGAAAUCUCAUCCUGCACUAAGUCGUCCUCCUGCAACAAUCUCUCCUCCGCGCUUUCGUCUGCCCCUUCAUCUGCCCCUUCAUCUGCCCCCACGUCACCCGAAGUCAAGACCACCUCUCCAGCCCCAGCCUCAAUCCCCUCAACCGAACCCUCCUUCUCCACCCCAUCUGCAGACUCAGACCUCCUCUUUCUCCUCCCAGAACCUCUCACACACUCUGCUUCUGCACCCGAGUUUGUCUCAUGCCACGCUGUCACCACCCCUGCAGCAGCUGCUGUCAAAGCCGAGGCAGCGGAUUUUCAGGAAUCAGGCUUGCAGGGAGCAGCAGCAGAAGAAGAGGAGGAGGAGUUUCCAGUGUCUGAGCUUGAUGCGGAGACCUUUUCUUUUGGUCUGGAUGAGGUGUGUGGCGGUGCCGGUGGCGCUGGUGGUGACGCCGGUGCUCCGUUUUGGGACCUCGACGUUCCGCCAUACCUUGAAACGAAUGAGAUUGGCCUGGACAGCAUUCUCUGGUAA
Messenger RNA from Closterium sp. Naga37s-1, 2175 nucleotides. Lineage: Eukaryota; Viridiplantae; Streptophyta; Zygnematophyceae; Desmidiales; Closteriaceae. The record is from the annotation of a GenBank genome assembly.